Molecule: messenger RNA, 1394 nt
Organism: Centropristis striata (black sea bass)
Lineage: Eukaryota; Metazoa; Chordata; Actinopteri; Perciformes; Serranidae
Gene: lpar2a
Product: lysophosphatidic acid receptor 2a
Exons: 4
Coding region: 145-1251 (368 amino acids)
Biological process (GO): G protein-coupled receptor signaling pathway
Cellular component (GO): membrane
Molecular function (GO): melanocortin receptor activity
Source: RefSeq, a predicted model, not a curated record
GAUCUGAGUAAGAAUGAUUCAGAGAAGCGUCAACUUGAAUGGACGGUCAACAGAGAGAGUAACUCCACUAACACGUUGUGUUUCAUCACAAGGCAACUUUCAUGUCGGACAUGUCUGGAUGGGGGAGACUCUAAAACCGGCGUUAUGGCCAUGGAGACCAGUGUUUGGACUACCUGCGACUACAGCCACAAUGUCACCUUCUUCUACAACUUGGUGGGAAAAAAGAUCAGAGAAGAGUGGACGAUGCGGGACUUUGUGGUGAUUGGACUCGGUUUGACAGUAUGUCUCAUUGUGGUCCUAGCCAACCUGAUGGUGAUGGUGGCCAUCUCCAUGAAUCAUCGCUUCCAUUUCCCCAUCUACUAUCUCCUGGGAAACAUGGCUGCAGCUGACCUGUUUGCGGGUAUCGCCUACGCAAACCUGAUGUUGAACACGGGCCCCUGGACCAGCACCCUCACCAAGGAGCAGUGGUACAUCCGCGGGGCUCUGAUUGACAUAAGCCUGACAGCCUCUGUGGCCAACCUGCUGGCUGUUGCUGUGGAGCGCCACCAGUCCAUAAUCACCAUGCAGCUGCACAGCAAGAUGACCAAGCGACGAGUGGUGCUGCUGAUAGUCUGUAUCUGGGCUGUGAGCAUCAUCAUGGGCCUCGUUCCCUCCAUAUUUUGGAACUGCGAGUGUGAUCUGGAUGACUGCUCCACUGUCGCUCCUCUCUACAGCCGCAGAUUCCUUAUCACCUGGGCAGUUUUGAACUUGCUCACUUUCUUAAUCAUGGUGGCCAUGUACGCUCGUAUCUUCAUCUAUGUGAGAUACCACACUUGCUCCGCGUCUCAGCACACCCCGGAGCUGCGUCAAAGGCAGACUAUCGUCAACCUGAUGAAGACCAUUUCCAUGGUUCUGGGUGCCUUCGUAAUCUGCUGGAUGCCCGGCCUGGUGACGCUCUUAUUGGAUGGGCUGCUGGGUAAAGCAAGCCACGCCAACGCCUAUGAGAAGUUCUGUUUAGUGAUAGCAGAAUGCAACUCGCUUGUCAAUCCCAUCAUCUAUUCCCUGCGAGACGACGAGAUGCGGAGGACGUUUAAGUGGAUCCUGUGCUGCCUGUGUCGGAGAGGGGCUGGCCAGCAGAGGGCGCUUUCUCCCGCUGAGGUUGACUCACCACUGCCACAGGAAAGUCUUGGCUGUGUCCAGAAGUCUGAAGAUCAGGCCGUCUUUACAGAACCAAACAAUAAAGAGGACAGUUGGACAAUGCAAGGGUUAUGACUUUUGCUGUCAUCUAACCAGCACAUGUUGUAUAAAAUUCUUUGUUUUUUCUGCUGGACUUCUGUCCAACAACCUCUUGUCCAUAUCUGCAUUUGUGAAUUGUAUGGAAAAAAUGAUAUAUAUAAAAAUGCUUUUGAAAAUAA